Messenger RNA from Lycium barbarum (goji berry), 5782 nucleotides. RefSeq names its product snRNA-activating protein complex subunit. Gene Ontology annotation, biological process: snRNA transcription by RNA polymerase III; snRNA transcription by RNA polymerase II. Bases 1708 to 3552 code for a protein of 614 amino acids. Gene Ontology annotation, molecular function: bent DNA binding; RNA polymerase II cis-regulatory region sequence-specific DNA binding; RNA polymerase III type 3 promoter sequence-specific DNA binding. The transcript is spliced from 12 exons. The record is from RefSeq and is a predicted model, not a curated record. Gene Ontology annotation, cellular component: snRNA-activating protein complex. NCBI's taxonomy places the organism in Eukaryota, Viridiplantae, Streptophyta, Magnoliopsida, Solanales, Solanaceae.
CUCUCUUUCUUCUGUUUAAGCAAAGGGAAAAUUUCACAAAUAACCCAAUAGGUUACCACGAGAGGGAAGAAAAAUGAGGCUAGAUCCCUAAUUAUUCAUAAAUCGAGAAUGUCUAUCUGAAGGUGAUGGAAAAAGCCUGAAGCAACAAACAAAAAGGAAUAUAUAUGGUGUAAGUAUGCCCAUAUCGAGGCCAAUUCGAAGACUUUUAGUUGCUUUUGCUGAGUUAGAGUAGAUUUUAAUUGAAAACUGGGGAUUAUGGUUCUUGGGUAAUUUGAAAUAUCUGUUGGCCAAAUGGAGAAAUCUAAUGGUUUUUUCAUUAAAAGACUUCGUGGGGUGUUCAAUAUUGUAUGUGCCCUAGUCCUAAUGUUCAUGUUUUACAACCGUGAAGACAUUUUGGGCAAUCCAAUUUUAAGGAAGUCAUCUUUAGUUUCUAGUCAGUGGCAUAAAAGGAGUAAUUUUGAUGGUUAUUCUUCACAUACACGAGUGUUUCGUCGAGGGAUGUUAGAAGUAAAUAAAGGAAAAUUAAGAAAAGGAAAGACAAAGCGCUACAGAGGGAGGAGUUAUUCUUGUCUUCAACAAGUGAAAGGGGCAGAUAAGGUAUAUAGGAUUCUGUUGAAGAGUUAACUUAGUAAAUUCAAGGUUAUUCCUACUGCUUUGGGGUAAGGAAAAAAAAAAAGGAAAGAAAGUUUGUAUGUAGGAUCGAACUCCUGCCGCAGAAGGUUCAGUACUCUCCCACCCACCUUUUAAACCAAAGCACCCAGCGAACUUUUCUGUAAAUGGGUGCUCGCUUUAAUCUUUAUGCGGUUCUGGACAAUUUUCUAUAUAGGCGUACGCCUUCCCCGUUCGGAGUAAUGGGUGCUCAAGCACCGUGAGCACCCACGGGUCUAUGUGGGUCCGUCCCUGCUGGAGAAAUAUGUUCCUUUUUGGGUUUUAACUCUCAAUUGUUUAUCUUGAAUUCAGCAUUUUAAUCUUAUAUCAAUAAAUGUUUCAUCAGAAGACUGGCUAACUCUCUUGAUUUUCUUACUAAGUUGUAUAUAUUUGAUGUAUCAUAUGUCUAAUUGCUUGGAAAACUACUUUCUGUUUUUCGUAAUUCAAAAGAAUGUUUUUAUCAGAAUUAUUUUUUGGAAUAGCGUUGUAAUGAAAUUGAAGCAGCUGUAAAGUUGUGUCGGUGUGAUCUAUAGGUCACAGGUUCGAGUUGUUGCAUUAGGGUAGUCUGUCUACAUCACACCCCUUGGGGUAGGGCCCUUCCCUUGGACCCUGCUAAUGCGGAAUGCUUUGUGCACCGGGCUGCCCCUUUAGUGUCGUAAUGAAAUCAGGAUUUUAAGAAUUCCAACUUCUUAAACACAAAUUCACGUCUUAACUGGCGGUUUUUUGAACUCUCUUUUAAUAUGCUGCUGUAUCCUUUUUAAAUAGUUGUGACAUUAUAAGUUGAGGUUGUUUUUUGAUCUUGUUUCACAAUCUUGCAGUUUCCGUUGAGUGCAAUGUGACCUCUCUCUCCCUUACACGGUUUUGCAUGAAUGUUCAGAAAACAUACGUGUCUAUUUAUGCCUAAAUUGAGUGUUUUUAGUUUUCUGACAUCCUCUUUUCGUUGUUCCUGGACAAAGACACACAUAAGGUUUCAUGAUCCGAGAAUUGAGGUUACCACUAUAUGCUUAACUGUUCUUUCUCUUCUCCAGUUUCAGCUCUUAACUGUUAAAUAGGUUCUUGAUGUCGGACCCGGAGGCUUCAGCAGAUGAAAACUAUGUUUCCGUUCCUCGUGGUGGUCCUAUUUACAUAUCUGAUAUGGUUGGUUCACUCACUAGGGUUGCUGACUUUGAGAUCAGCAUCUUCCAUGAACUUGAGCGCCUCAAGGCAGAGUUGUCCUCUGAUUCACUGGAAAUGUUUGAUGCUGAGAUAUCGGUUGAAGAGCUUAAAAUUAUCAGUGAAGAGGAAUUGGUGGCUCAAGCCUUUGAAGAAGCAUUUAAGGAUGAUGAGUUGGCCAAAGACUCUUCACAAACUUUGACAGAGCACCUCGGUACAAGAACAGAUAAUGGGAAAUCGGAUACGGAACUUGCUUCAUUUGAAAGGUCAGAAAGAGAAGUGGACUCCUCUACUAUCCAUGAUCCCUCAAACCACGUCUUUCCUGGGGCCUGCAACAACAAAGAUUCAGAUAAAAGCAAGUCCUACAAAAGGAAACGGGGGAAGAAUGUUCAUUUGAAGAAUGCUGUUGAAAGAGAAGUGGACUCUUCUAGUAAACAUGAUCCCUCAAACCAAGUCCCUUCUGGGGCCUGCAACAACAUAGGUUCAGAUAAAAGCAAGUCCAACAAAAGGAAACUUGGGAAGAAUGCUGUUGAAAGAGAAGUGGACUCUUCUACUAAACAUGAUUCCUCAAACCACAUCCCUCCUGUGGCCUGCAACAACAAAGGUUCAGAUAAAAGCAAGUCCAACAAAAGGAAACAGGGGAAGAAUGUUCAUCAGAAGAAUGCUGUUGAAAGAGAAGUGGACUCUUCUACUAUACAUGAUUCCUCAAACCACGUCCCUCCUGGGGCCUGCAACAACGGAGGUUCAGAUAAGAGCAAGUCCAACAAGAGGAAACGGGGGAAGAAACAUCAUAAGAAUGCUAUUGAUGACCACUAUAUUCCAAAGGUGGAACAACUUGCAAAAGUUAAAGAAAAACAAGAGGAAGAGAAAGCAGCGGCAAGAUUGCACUCUUUCAAUGGUAGUUGCAGCAGCAGCCACUCUGCCUCAAAAUCCUCCAGUAGGGGUGCUAGGAUGACAUCUCUCAAGUCAGUAAGUUUGGGAACAAAGGUGAGAGCAGCAAACACUUGUGAACAUAUUCCAGUGCAGUUUCCAGAAGUUAUCCUCUGUGUUGAGAUUUAUCAUUACAAAAGGACAUGGACAAAAACUCAAGAAUUUCUGGUGCUUGGGCGGCAAUUUUUGACGGAAAUGAGAGAUAAGAUUUAUUGCAUUACUGAUGAGAUAAUGAAAAAAACAGACAAAAAUGAUCCUUCGGGCUAUUUCCUUGUGGAGGAUGUCUUUUGCAAUGAUUUCAGGAAUCCUUCUGCUACAGACUAUAGUAAGCCAAUACUUGAUUGGCUUCAAGAAUCUAAGAGCGAGGCACUGGAAAAAUGGGAAUCUAUCGCCUCCGGUGAACUGCCACAGAAACAAAAGGCACUUUUUGGCAGUAAAAUGGGACCACAAUUGCCCCAUUUCAAGGCCAUUGAAAUGCAAAAAAUUCGUUUCUGUGACUUAAGAUUUCGACUUGGUGCUGGAUAUCUUUACUGUCACCAGGGGGACUGCAAGCAUCAAGUUGUAAUAAGAGACAUGAGGCUUAUACAUCCAGAGGACGUACAGAACCGAGCCGCGUAUCCAUUGAUAACCUAUCAGCCAAAAUUGAGGUUCCAGAAAUGCUCUGUUUGCAAAAUUUAUAGAGCAGUUAAGGUGACUGUUGAUGAUAAAUGGGCUGCUGAAAAUCCUUGCUACUUUUGUGACCUUUGCUAUUACAUGCUCCAUUAUGUAGAUGGGACUCUGCUUUAUGAUGAUUUCUCUGUAUUUGAAUAUCUCCAUGAGUAGAAUGUAACCAGAACAACAGAAGUUUAUAUAGUAGUCUUUUUUUAACUGAGGGAAAAAAAAUGUUUUCAUUGCAGUUCUGAAAAUUCUCUAUGCUUGUCAGUUUUACUUGUUUGGUUACCCUUCUUAUAAUGUGUUUUAUACGCAUUUAGCCACAAAUUUACUGGUACGGUGUGUUUUGUUUGCCAAGUCUUUUUUCAAAAGAAACUUGAAAAAUUACUUUCCGGGGUUCCGUUGGGCAGUGGAAAAUAUUUUCAAAAAAAAAAAAAAACUUCUGUUAGUGAUAUUAAUAUAAACACAUUGGUAUUCUGAUGAAAUUUUUGAAAACUACUGAUUGAGAACAAUCAAUUACUAUAUGAAGUUAAGAAUUGAGAUAAUUGUAGAGGAAAAUAACUUCCACUUAAAGGUGAGGAUGUCAUUGUUAUGAAUCAGCCCGGGCCCAAGGUGUGCAGGGAUUUCACACGAACAGUUAGUGGGCCAAGAAGAAACAUUUGGACCAGAAGGCUUUCACAAAGAUUGGUUUGGAUCCAGGCCCAAUUACCCAGUGUUAAAAGGGACUAGAACUUACAAAGAACGGUUAUGCGAAUAGUUCAGGUAUCUGUAUUCUCUCAUCUCCUUUCUCUGAGCUCUAACUUCUCAUCCCCAUUCUUAUUUCUAUUGUAAGUUACUUGUUAUUUCUAAUUUAGUAGUUUAAGUGUUGCACUUGUAAUCUGGCUAUCAAUGAUUCUAUAAUACUUGAGUAUUUUUGUUGAGAAUUCUAGUUUGUUUCAUUGUUGCUUUCAUCGAUUCGGAUUCCAUGACUCGCGCUUGCCUAUCAUCUAUCGACGUUCUGGCGAUCUCUCCCAAAGUUGUUGCAAUAGAGCUACCCCGUUUCAGUGGUUCUAACCCAGAAGCAUGGAUCUUACAAGUUGAACGCUAUUUUCAGUUCUACUCCAUCACUGAAGCCUGUAAGUUGCCUCUCGCAUCAUUUUACUUGGAUGGUGAUGCUUUAGCAUGGUUCCGAUGGCUCUAUCGAAAUGAUCAAUUUUACGAUUGGAAGCAUUUCACAGAGAAAUUGCUUCUGCGAUUUCAACAACGUUCUUGCUGUGCUCCACGUUCAACUGCAAAUGCCUUCGUCUCUACUUGGGAUUAUGAUCCUGCCGCGCCAAAUGUCCGAUACAUCUUCUCAGAGAGAUGCAAUUAUUCCUAAGGAUGCAAUCACUAAAAUUAUUGCUGGGUUGGCAGAAAUUUCAGAGAAGAUUAAAUGUUUAAUAGAUGGCACUUCUGCGAAGAGCAUGAUUUUUGAUAAAUUGCCCGAGAAAUCUGUCCACGUAGAUUCUUUGGCCGGCGAUUUUAAUGGACAUAAUGGUGCCAUUGACAUUCUUGAAGACAUGGAAACCCAUAAAGUCGGAAAUAAAAAUUCAGUCAAGGUCGUGGAGUUGGUAGAGGAAUCUCCCAUUGUUGCGGAUGAUCAGGUGUUCGACUACAUGUUUGACGGAGCGACUGAUACUUUCCAAUGUAAUAAACACUUAUGCUCUUGUGUGGUGAUCAUGAGGGUCUCGUUCGUAAGCAUAGCAUGGAAGCUGUCAAUUCAGCACAGGAAAUUUCAGCGAUUACCGAAGACCAAGUGUUCGACGUUAGUUCCUGUCUAUGUGCAACUAAGUUGCUCGACCUUAGGCUGCCGUUAACACUGAUGAAAUCUGCUCCCGAAGAUUUGAUAUAUGAGGACCAGAGGGAUGUGAAACUGCAAGUUCAGGACUCAGAGAUUGCGGUCCAACAUAAGUUGGCCGCUACCAGCCUAUGCAAGGAAGCUACAAAUGCCAAAAAGGAGUUGGUUCCAGAGGCUUUUUGCCCAAUCUUACAGCAGCUUGCUCACAUGAUGGAUUCAAAACAUCUUGCGAAAGUUUUGUCGAAACAUUUGGAGUCUGUUAUCAACUCUCAGAUUCCACGUCUCCGGUCUCUUUUCAAUCAAACUAUGACUGAGUUGUGUCAUCAUGGACACCCCAUUAUCACGGCUCCAGGGAUAAAUUCCAAGACCUCAACUCUAAGAGGUCAUCUCGAGUACGUGACUUCUACCUCAAUGACUAAAGUGUGGGAUCCCAGACAACAAUGGUAUAUGCAGCUUUCUAUUUUUCUAUGUGAUUUUGCUUUGGUCAUUGCUACUUCACCAUUUUUUAGUCUCCUUUAUAAUCACUUGGAAAAGCAUAAUCAUAAUAAGGAGAGGCAAAUAGAAUUGCUUGUGCUCUUUUAUCAA